Messenger RNA from Coccidioides posadasii C735 delta SOWgp, 1072 nucleotides. Lineage: Eukaryota; Fungi; Ascomycota; Eurotiomycetes; Onygenales; Onygenaceae. The record is from RefSeq and is a predicted model, not a curated record.
AUGUGUUUGCAGGCCAGUACAUUGGAUGAGGCAUUGGCCAUUGAUAGAGGCCUGACAGUUCAAAGGAUAUUCACAAUGUUCCUCUUAUACGCUGUCCUGGCUUCAAUGGUAAUUGGGCAGAAGAACGGCUUUUCCCCUGUGUUUGCUCUCCCAGCAAAGACCAAUAGCUACGUCCAUCCACGAGCGCUGAGAUGUAUGUGCGGAAAGGUGCCCAAUCAAGUAUCCGUAUUCCUUCAAGCUCCCGCGAAUCCCUUACACGUGCUUCCGGAGAUCCUCGCAUCAAUAGCCGGCAUUGAGUACGCAUAUAUGAAGGCAUCCAAGUUGAAGAAAUCGCUGAUCAUGGCCGUAUAUCUAUCGACCGUGUCUGUGGGAGCCAUAAUCGCAGUGGCGUUCUCGCUGUUGACGGUGGAUCCGAGAUUGACCUGGAUGUAUUAUAUCACUCUUGGGAUUGAAACACUCGCAGCCGGUGCAGUGCUACAUUAGUAUUGUAAACGCGUUUGCUCGCCGGUUCGAUACCAUUGAAAGUCUUUCUUAACCAUAUCCCCGGCUCUUGCAACUGCUAGGCUUGGUCUCUUGGAAAGGUCAUUGUGACGGAGUGAGGUAACAGUGCAGAAACGCCCCUGUUGCAUUUUGCUACUCCUUAGCAGAUCGGUUUUGCCUCACCGCUGACUAGUCGAUCCUCCGUUGAUUUCCGAGGUGUAGAAAGUUGCUAAGAAACUUUGAAUGAAACAUGUGUUGGCAUCUAGUUACAGCAAUUCGGAGGGAGUUUGGGUGAAACAACUAUCCGGCCGCGCUGUUCCCCCUGUGUCCGCACAAUCGUCCACUAUAUACCAUUCCAUGGCUCAUAAGGUCAUUCUGUUAUCAGUUGACCACAUCUUACCAGGAAGCCGCAGUACCUUGACCGUUGGCUAGGAGUAACCCGUCAUUGCCUCACCCAAACCGCGCGUACAGUGCAUUGCCGGCCAGGGGAAUGACCGCUCCAAACAACAACUGAAUGACAGUAUUGGCUGCCACUGCACUGGCAGCAUGGAUGGUGAAGGCAUCAACUAAAUACAUAUGAAGUGAAAAGAAA